Messenger RNA from Tarenaya hassleriana, 885 nucleotides. RefSeq lists its product as uncharacterized. NCBI's taxonomy places the organism in Eukaryota, Viridiplantae, Streptophyta, Magnoliopsida, Brassicales, Cleomaceae. Bases 226 to 696 code for a protein of 156 amino acids. The record is from RefSeq and is a predicted model, not a curated record. The transcript is spliced from 3 exons.
UCAAUCUGUUUGGUCCGAACAGGUCUGGUUCGGACCAGCGGAAGUGUCGUCUCGUCUGUUAACAUUUGGAGCCGCGAAACCACUACAGGUCGAAAGCCUUCGAGCGGCGAUUUCUCCAAAGCUCUUCUCCCGAUUUCAGAUUCUCGAUUUGAACAUCCAUCUUUUCCCAAAUUUCAAUUUUGUUUCCAUUUCUCGUUUUCAUUCGACGAUCUGUGGCUUCCGAAGAUGAUUUCCGCUUUGAAUUCUGCUUAUCUACCGACUUUUCCUGCGAACUCGAACGUCACCGGUGGAGUCCGCCGUGAAUUUCCGACCGCUGGAUUCGUUCCCACCAUAAGAAUGUGUUCUCGUUCUCCUUCGGCAUCUCUCAAGGGUGGUUCAUGCUUAAAAAGAGACAUGAACAGACAAAGAAGCAGUCUCGAGUCUAUGUUCUGUUAUGACAAGCCAAUACCGGAAGAGAGAAUUGAGGAGCCGGUCGGACUGUCUCUGUCUGAAAAAGAGAUUGGGGACAAUCAGCGAUGCUCUUGUUGCGAAGCCAAAGGUGCAGUGCUUUGUGCCACUUGCUCCGGCACUGGUUUGUACGUUGACUCGAUAAUGGAGAGCCAAGGCAUCAUUGUGAAGGUCCGUUGCUUAGGUUGUGGUGGGACUGGUAACAUUAUGUGCACAGACUGCGGUGGGCGAGGUCACAUAGGACACUGAUGACUUAUUCGAUUCUCUUGCUUUCUCUCUCGACUCUGUAUUAGCUCAUGUGUCUUGAAAUUCAAACUAAGGUUUCGUUUCCAUAGUAGCCUUUCGAAUCUUAUCGUUGGAAUCUGUUUUCUUAUGGUGAUUUAUGAACAACAAAUCACACACAUAUAUAUAGAUGUAUUCCAGUAUCUACAGACUACA